AUGUUCGUUUUCGUGUUCGCAUCGUCGACGAAUUGUAGAACGACCAACCCGAGAGGACAACAUGUUGAUGGAGGUGCGACUAUUUGGGGCGGUGUAACUGGACUUCUGUUCUCAACUUUGAAAGGCAGUUGCUGCAUCACGAGACGCUCCGAACAAUUUUGGUUUUGGGCUAUGAUCCCUGGCGGCUUGCUCUUUCGGGCCUUUGCGUCGGAGUUGCUGGCGAAUCCUGUGGUGAAGAUGGACUGUAGACUAGCAGGGCUGAUGGAAUCGGCGGCGCCUUGGGGGGAAAUUACAACCUUGGACGGACGAAAGAGUGGAAAGUACAUUCUGGACGAAUCAUGUUGCUGUCGAUUGUUAGAGCCCCUUGUAUGGGCUAGAUGCCGAGCUGGAUUGAAGAUGAUGGAUGCCAUGGCGCCGUCCUUUGCCAAUUUCUUGACACGGCGUCUGCAUCGGACGCCGGCCCGUGGGGUGAGAGUUGACAUUGCUUUCAUGGAUAGGACAAAAUAUUGGGGCAGGGUCUUUGAUUCACGUCAUUGGACGAGCCGCAAGAGCCGUUGGAUGACGAUGGGCAGGCAGGCUCGGCAAAUGGGCAUGGGUGAGGCAUGGGCAGUCAUGACGCGGUCGUGGUUGUGGUUGUGGUCGUGGUCGAGAUGCGCCAUGCCGCAGGAAGGGUUCUUGGGUUCUCGAGCUGAGAUGGGGGGAUGGUGUCGAGGGAUUGGCUUCGAUGUGCAGAUGGUGACUAAAGAAAGUAAAGUGAGUGACGGACACAGAGAGCGUGAUGGACAUGUGAGACUCAAAUGGAGGUUGGUCUUGGCCUUGGUCUUGGUCUUGGUCCACUCUAUGCUUCGGAGACGGAGACGAGAUUGGCAUGGUUGGAGACAGGAGGAAUACUUGAGGCAUGUCGGAAGACGAUCCAUAUGUGGGAUAAUCAGACGGCUGAAUACUGCAACUUACGAGUUGAUGUGA
Molecule: messenger RNA, 966 nt
Organism: Pochonia chlamydosporia 170
Lineage: Eukaryota; Fungi; Ascomycota; Sordariomycetes; Hypocreales; Clavicipitaceae
Exons: 1
Coding region: 1-966 (321 amino acids)
Source: RefSeq, a predicted model, not a curated record